This is a messenger RNA of Aedes albopictus (Asian tiger mosquito), 4214 nucleotides long. RefSeq names its product PDZ domain-containing protein 8 (gene Pdzd8). The transcript is spliced from 8 exons. NCBI's taxonomy places the organism in Eukaryota, Metazoa, Arthropoda, Insecta, Diptera, Culicidae. The record is from RefSeq and is a predicted model, not a curated record. Gene Ontology annotation, molecular function: protein binding; lipid binding. Gene Ontology annotation, biological process: mitochondrial calcium ion homeostasis. The coding region runs from base 781 to 3690 and encodes 969 amino acids. Gene Ontology annotation, cellular component: mitochondria-associated endoplasmic reticulum membrane contact site.
AGCAGCCGCAGUAGUGCUCGGUCGGUUGGGUUAAAUACCCGGGUCGCGCAAAUAGAAUAUUAUUUUUUUCAUCAAAACAAAGAGUGAUUAGAAUUUCAAGAUUGUGAUUUUUUUAUAUAUCAAAAUGAUGUUCAAUUAGUAGCUAUAGUAUCGUGCAAACGGACGGUGGUCGUUUGCGUCGUGGGCGGUGCCGGCAAGAGGCGUCAAAGUCAUCGGAGUGUAAAGCACAGAAAUUUCUUGUUUGUCGUCUGCUGAUGGGAUUUGUAGUGUUUAUGCUGCCGCCCAAUCCGCAGAUAGUGAUAGAUAGAUGGGUCGUCGGUGUCUGGGGUGAUGUGAGUACCCUCCCGUUUAGAUUGUUUGAAAAUGCCAAAAUCGAUGAAUGGCUAGAUGUGUCGUCCGCGCUGCUGAUAACAACAGAAGCACUGAAGUUGCCUUUCUGUUCCGUAUAGAAUAUUGGCGUAAUCUCUUGAAAAAGGCAUAAAUUGGUGUUAUCAGUGUCCUGGUUUGGUGUUAUUCUAAGCAAAAAGUGAACCUACGGGUUUGGCGUUUUUGUGGCUGUAGCUUGUGUUUUACGACCGCGAACGUGUGUCCAGAAAAUACUAUCAGGGCGGAAACCGUCAGCUGCUGGGGCACCCACGGUGGUCGUGAAUGGGGGCGUGAUAAAAAAAAGUGCUUAUUUCUCACACAUUGUACAAACAGGUGCAAGGCAAACACCGAAAAAGUCAAAUAUCGUAACAAGUUUUGGUUUUUGGUGAAGAAAUUCGUCGAACCGCCACAACUAUGGAUCUGACGAGCCUGUUUCUAUUCUUUCUGAUGUCGUGCUUGAUUGGCGCCGUGCUGAUGCUGCUGAUUCAGUACUAUGCCUUUGUGCGAUACUUCCACCUACCGGAGCUGGGCCACGAACAGGAGGAGUACCGAAAGUCGGCCUACAGCGAACCAUACGUGCUACCAGAUACGCUUCUGGCCAACAUCAAAGCACCGGACGCCGAGAGCAAAUCAACCAUCAUGGCCAUCAACUUGAUUCUGCAGUUUCUGUACUUUGAACUGCGGCACUCGAACCGGGUCCGCAAGUGGUUCCACCGGAAGCUUUCGCUCGAACUGGAUGAACUGAUUAGCAAAACAACCACUGGGAAACUGUUCGACAAACUUUCGAUUCGAGACCUGGACUUGGGAAGUCAGUUCCCCGAGAUUAAGAACUUUCGGCUGCACAAUGUGGAGCUUCAUCCGGACGAAGGCCACAUUGAAAGCUUGGAUGUGCUGCUGGAUCUGCACUACGUGGGCCACUUUAGGCUGUCAAUCGAUGCCGACAUGGUGUUGGGGAAGAAGGGAUCACUAUCGGUGAAAGUGAAACAAGUUUCCGGAAUCGCACGACUGCAGUUCACCCGUAGACCGUACACCCAUUGGUCGUUGAGCUUCGUUGGUGAUCCGACGGUCGAUUUGGAAGUCCAAUCGCAGUUCCAGGGUCGCCAAAUGCAGUCCAACGUGACCAGUUUGAUCUCAAACCAAAUCCGCAAAGCGAUCCGACGGAAACAUACCUUGCCAAAUUAUAAGCUAAGAUACAAACCGUUCUUCAACCGCGUUGAAGAAGACUAUGAUCUCAAUGAAAUCACACCCAAUGGAUCUUUGGAAGUAAUUGUGGAGGAAAUAUCACGUUUGAACGCCCCCACAAAACUGUCUCACGUGUAUUGCACGGUUACGUUAGCACACAUACCUUGGGUAAUAGCAAGGCAACAAGACGACAACAACAUGAUCGUGUCAUUAGACUUGGAAAUCCAUAAGGCCAAAAACCAGCAAAUCGGAAUAGUAUUCAAGCAAACUGACCAGCUGGUCAUCAUUGAAGCCGUCAUUCCAAAUACGCCCGCAUCGAAGGCCGAACUGAAGCGAGGAGAUGUCCUGCUCUCAAUCCAGGGCAAACGCGUUACCACCAUCAAUCAGGUAGCCAAAAUUAUCAAGGCCCUCAACAGACCUAUGUUUAUUCUAAGAAUUGAACGAAUCGUUCCUGGUACUAUUAAAAAUGACGGCCUUCUCGACGAUUUCGAAGACUUCGAAGAAAUCGAUCCUAAUCUGAACAUUACAUUCACGAAAAAUGUAGAAUCGGUUCAGAUUACCACCGGCGGGAAAGAGAAGCCAAAACUAUCGCGCAAAAACUCCAAAGACAGCGGAGGAGAGUCCAGUCAAUCCAAUACGCCGGGAACGACCCCCGUCAAGCGGGCUGAGGCCUCCAAGGAGACGAAAAAAGAGGAAGCAUCGCCCGUCAAACGGCAGAACGAAACCACUGGGCUGGGUGAUGGUUUUCCUCAGCACUCGUCCAUGGAUUGUGCAUUCAACUCGUACAUUCGGAUGGGCGACUUGUGCAGCUUCCAGCUGAUGGAGAACUUUUCCUACUUGAACGUAAAUGUUUUCGGGAAAAGCAGCGACGAACACCGAUUGUUAGGUUACUUGAAUAUCCCUGUGAACAGUAUUCUGAUAGAGUGUAACGAAUCUCUCUUGGGCCAUCAUCUGAAGAAGUAUCCGCUGCUGCCACCGGAAGCAGUUGAUGUAUCCAAUCAUCCCCUCUCUAUGCAGUCUGGAUUUGAUCAGAACUAUUGCUACGGCGACGUUCUGCUUUCGUUUGUCUGGAGUGGGUCGUCCGUCAGCAGUCCGGUGUCAAUGAAAAGCAGUACGGAAAAUAUCAAAAAGUUCAAGCUUAUUACCAUCAGCAAAGGAUCAGCCGAUAAGGCCGACGAGGAUAAAACCGAUGGCAGUACAGAAUCCAAACCUCCACCAUCUACUGGGCAAUCACUGCAGCCCCAUGACUUCAUUCGUACACAUUUCCAUCGGACCACCCAGUGCGACUAUUGUGGAAAGAAAAUUUGGCUCAAAGACGCCGUCCAGUGCCGGGACUGUGCCAUGUGCUGCCACAAGAAGUGUAUUAGCAAGUGUCAGAGUUCAACGGUAUGCACGGCCAGCGAAGCUGCACAACCCGCGUCUACUCCAGGACCGGAAUUCCGCGUCACGGAAGCCGAGUCUCCCACCAUUGAAGUGGACGACUUCGUCGACAUAGUCGAAGAGCAACAACAGGCAAAGUCCCGCCUGGAGUCCCACCGCCAGAGUUUUAGUGAUCUGCUAGCGCAAGGACUGAAACGUGUCAACUCGGCGAACAAUCUAUCGAUACCGAUGGUAUCCUCGCUGAACCAAAGCAGCAAGAGCUUGCCUCCCACGCCACAGCACACUCCUCGCAAACAAUCCUUGGCGAACGUAAAUGCCAACCCGUUUGCAAUAGUUGCACAGAAACUGGAAGGCCUUCCGGAAGACAUCAAGGAGCUGCAAAUGGAUCAGAUAGUGGACCUGACGGCACCGCUCAUCGAGUACGGUUCGUCGGACACGUUGAUGGCGCUGGCCAAGAGCACCAGCAAGUCCAUCUACGCCGACUUGGAACCGGACGAGCGGACCGAACGGAUCAACAAACUGCUUUCCAAGCUGCAUAUAGCAUUGGAUUGCGAAACGCUCAAUCAGUCGUCCCUGAGCGCAGGCAAGGACGGAACUGUAAAAGAUGACGGCAAACCGAAGACCAACACCACCCAGCAAGUGGACGCCACCCGGUCGGCAUUUCUGGCCGGACAAUCCGAAGAGCGGGUCCAGGCGCUAAGUGUGAUCAUGCUGCACCUGUGCUCCGGACUGCAGCACGCCCAGGGUAAUCUGAACCAAUGAGAAUAGCGAUUGCUUCGCCAACUCUCGCUAGGAUCUCUGCUAGAACCAUCCGCGCUAAUCGGGCUUUUGCCGGAGGAGGAGGGUUCAUCAACGGGAGAGUACGAAGCAGACGAACUACAACGAUUCGGGAGGAGCCCCUCGCCUGGCGGUAGUAGUAAUGGAGGCGGCCGGAAAAGUCCAUUCCGCUCCAGGCGGCUCACCUCGUGCCGCAAGCGGGCCCUUGGGCUUUUCCAGCGGUCCGCUAGUGUUAGUAGUGCUAGUAGCGCCAGUAGCAGCAAGAACAAUCGGUGGCUUACCCCUACCUACAGGGACACUUGAAUCGACGGAAGAUGAUUACAUUGCAUCACAUUUGAUUCAUGGGGACUUGCUUCGAGUAAAUUUCGCUGGAACCAGGCUGACGUUUUCAAAAACAAUGAUUGGAAACCCUAAUUGUUUAUUCAGAAUAUCUACACUGAAGCUUCCUAGGGUUCAGUCAAACAUUUCUUCCUAGGACAAUCGCGGAGAGUACCACAAGUUUGGUCUCC